Penicillium lagena is the source of this 741-nucleotide messenger RNA. Its product is annotated as alpha/beta fold hydrolase. Lineage: Eukaryota; Fungi; Ascomycota; Eurotiomycetes; Eurotiales; Aspergillaceae. Gene Ontology annotation, molecular function: hydrolase activity. Bases 1 to 741 code for a protein of 246 amino acids. The record is from RefSeq and is a predicted model, not a curated record. The transcript has 5 exons.
AUGGCCACUAAUGUCGACAAAACCAACGUCCAGAACGACGAUCGCGUCCGCCGCUGCACUGCACAGCUUAAUGGAAAAACAUACAGCUAUUUAGAGGGAAUGCCUACAGGCAGCCCAACACAAGGAACUAUAUUCUUAGAAAAAUUGCACUCAUGUGAAAAACUGCUGACUUCUUGCGGAAAGUUUCAUGGCUUCCCGGAUCUGGCCGUGGGAUGGCGAUACCAGAUUCCGAUCCUCCUUCAAUUGAGAUUCCAUGUAAUUGCAAUAGAUUGUCUUGGAUACGGAGAAACGGAUGCCCCGACUACGGUUGAAUCCUACAGCUAUCGAUCUCUAACCGAGGAUGUUAAGGAACUGGCUGCUCAUCUCAAGGUAGAGAGGGUUAUUGCCUGUGGACAUGACUGGGGAGCCAACCUUGCCUACCGCCUCGCCCUCUGGUAUCCUUCGCUCGUUUCGCAUGUAAUCGCCAUUUGUGUUCCCUACUUCCCUUCUCAGGGAAAGUAUAUCCCUCUAGAAGAACUCUCAAAAACCGUCCUACCAAAUUUUGCAUAUCAGCUGCAAUUCAAGAAUGGUAAUUUGGAGAGAGUUUUUCGGUCAAGGGAUGGCAUCCGGCCAUUUCUUGUUGCUAUGUUUGGUGGUCGCGACAACCAGGGAAACCUGGCCUGGGACGCAUAUUCUGGGUUGAUGAUAGAUAAAAUGGCAGGAUUGAAGCCAUCAGGGUUAUUAACGGAUGAGGUUUAUUAA